AUGAAGACUCGAGGCCGUGGUUCAUCUUCCAAGUCUGUGAAAUCUCAGCAGGAGACACUUCCUGAAUCUGUUCCCACUGCCACUCCUUCGGUCCCAGCAUCAAUCCCUGCUGUCUCUCCUACUCCAGGCCGUCGUUCUAAAACCAUAGCAAGAAAGAAGGUUCUUGCUCUUUCGGGUCAUAUAAGUUCGUCUGUUCUUGGUGCUUCUAGCAAAGGAGUUACGUUCUCGAAUUUGGAUGCUGAGCCAAUUCCAGCCUCGGCGUUUUCACUCGCCUCUCCCGAAGGUCAAAUAAAAGCCAAACUGGCCUUGGGAACUAGUCAGUCCAAAUCAAUUUCCAAUGAAGAUGUGUCUGUUCCAUCUGAUCAUGACUCUGAAUCCUCACUAUCACCUGAUGUGUUGACACCCAAGGCAAAGGGCAAACGUAAGUCCAAAGCUGUUGGGUCGAAGAAAGGGAAAAAGGCCAAAGUGGCUAAAUCUAAAGGUACCAGCUCCAUCUCUAAUUCAUCUCCUUUAUCUCAUUUUAAAUUAAAGGCCAAAAUCAAUCCUCCCCCAUGCACCUCAUCGGAGGAUGUCUCUCCCGAGACGGAAGACUCUCAGCCUGAGUUGGACCCUUCUUUGACCGAGCCCAAUCCUGAAGUUCCUCUUGAUAAUUUGGCUGAGGAGACUGACUCUGAAGAAGACCCAUCUAAAGCCUCUCCAGUUGCAUCGGACCCAAAAGGCACCAAUCCUUUGGCAUUUCCUGAAUUUUCGUCCAAACUUGCAAAGCAAAAAGGUGCUCCUGCCCGUAACUCAGACCAAUCUUCUUUCAUGUUCCAUAAAGUUUAUGUUAGGGGUCAUUGGUAUAAUUUUAGCCCGUCCGAAAUUGCUAAGGCUCUCAAUCUCGUCCCUGUGGAGAUUGAUGAUUCUAUUGAAUUUGCAAAGGAUCAAGUUUUGUCUGAACUGGUUGGUCAGGCUAUGGUGUGGGAACCAAGCACCUCUCUUCGAGUCACCGAUCUCACUCAUUUCUAUGGUGCUCUUUUCAAAUUUGCUAUGUUUAAUUGGAUGCCUACCACACAUUCCUCCACCAUCACACAAGAUAUGGCCUUCCUACUGUUAAAAAUUGGUACUGGAGUCGCCAUUGAUCUUGGAGCUGUUAUUUUUGACCAAAUCAUGUCUCUAAGUGGUGCCAAACAUAAGGGGCAACACUUGAUGUUUCCUCAGGUCAUUUACAAGCUUUUGGACUCUCAACAUCCUUUGAAGACGUCUCAUGAGACCUUGACUUCUCCUUUGGUUGGUCCCACCUAUACUGUCAAAGAUGAUCAUGCUCCGUCCACCGCUCGAAAAGUCAAAGGAAUUAAUCUGGCUAGUCCUGCUUCUGGCAAUGUUGUGACUGACACUCCUGCUGUCCCGACUGAUCUUGGUGCUGUCCAGACAGGACUUACCAGUCUUUCUGUCCGGUUCUCUCUCAUGGAGGAAACUCAGCGCCAAAUUCUUGCUUCAUUAGCCACUCUCAAUGCAUCCAGCUCUCCUGCCCCAUGA
Molecule: messenger RNA, 1518 nt
Organism: Humulus lupulus (European hop)
Lineage: Eukaryota; Viridiplantae; Streptophyta; Magnoliopsida; Rosales; Cannabaceae
Exons: 2
Coding region: 1-1518 (505 amino acids)
Source: RefSeq, a predicted model, not a curated record